UAUGAUUUAGAAUCAUUCCGUGGAUGCGAACGCUGAGAGUAACCCGUCGCCAGUUUUCCUCUCGAGGUUCGUUUAGCGCUAGAAACGGCGAUUUAUGCGGAAAGUUACCUAAAUUCUUGCACGAUAAUGAUAAACCGUUCUUUCUAGCAAACCUCACCGCGGCUUAAGAAAUAUGUACUUCUGUUGAAUUGCAACCCUGCUUUCUCUCCGAUCGUUGCUAUAACAACCAGUGUUUCUUCCGUUUGGAAACUGGAUUCUUAUUUGAAGCGCUUCUUUUUCGCUUGCUUUUAGCGGACUGAUUAUUUUACAUAGAUUUUAAUUUUUACAGUUUCGCUUCGUUUUUAAUCAAUAAUGGGAUACAUUCUUUAUAAAACACCUUUGCAUGAUGCAGUCUGUAUUUUAAUGGAAACUCCAUUUAAGGAUUGGAGUGAAAAAGAUCAGAUAGAUUUGAUCAGUUAUGGUAGACCUAAACCUCAGAUAGCCAUUAAUAAGAAAAGAAGCAAAGAAGAAAAACCAAGCGGGCGUUUUUAUAUAUUUAAAAUUCAGUGGUAUGAGCGAUACAAGUGGCUGUGUGGUAGUGUUUAUUUGCAAACUUUAAACUGUUGGCCUUGUCUUUUGUUUGGCUCGGAAUCGGAACAAUGGGUGUGCGAAAAAUUCGAAAGGGAAGAAGAUAUUGCGUACAUGGAAAGACAUGAGAAAAAUUUUGUGCAUUGUCGUAAUGUCACGGCUCUUUCGGAUUUUGAAUCGUGCUAUAGGAAAUCGAAACAUCCAUCGGAGUUAAACGACAAUAGACUCCUAACUAGACAUCUUAGCAACAACGAAACUAUUCGAUCCAAUCGCCAAUGUGUGACUUUUGCCGUAGACGCCAUUUUGGCUAUGAUAAAGAAGCAGUUCCCGUUUUCGGAAGUCGAUUCUGAUCAAAAUGCAUCGCAUGCUGAAUUCACGGCGAUAAUUUUAAAUAGUACCAAAGACGAAGAGUUGAAAUGCUACUUCAGGAAAAUGCGAGGCAUUCCAAAUCCGCUAUUGUCUUUCCCAAUGCAAGUUGGCAUCGUUGAAAGCAUAUCGGAAUGCGUGGAAGAUUACAUUCUUACCAUUGUAAAAGCAGCUAAGUUCUUCAGCAUUCGAAUCGAUGAUGGCCUUAACGAUUUCAACGAAUGCUCGAUUUUUCUGCGAUGCAUUAAUUCGAAUCAUCUGAUGAAAGAAUAUUUCUUGGGCUAUUACAGUCUCGGUUCUGAUAAAACAUCACUUUCGCUAUUUAGGAUUAUAGAUACAGUUCUGGAAAAGUACCAGUACAAAACCAAACUAGUUGGAAUUUGUUUUGAUAUUACUUGUGUGAAGUUCAAUUAUUUGAAAGAUCUUCGCGUGGGACUCAAAUUCAUGGCUCAGCAAGCUAUCCAUGUGAAUAUGUUCGGGCACAGCAUCGACUAUAUGUUAGAACGUUGUUUAUGCAGCAUUCCAACCUGUCGAAUAUUUUUUUCUCAUAUCGCUUCUUUGCUAAGUCUCGUAAGCAGCUUGAACAAAAGGGGACUCUUUGGCGAUGUUCACGUUUGGCGAGAUGUGUGCAUGUAUGAAGGUAUUUGCUCCUCAAAGGUGAAGCUUUUGACCGCUAUGAUAGAAAAGGAAAAUUGGUCUCAGCUGAAGAAAGUCUUGGAAGACGUACAGCAAGAUGAUAGCACUACCAACGAGACACUUUGCGUGGCUUCGAAUAUGCUGGAUAAGUUGAGAGAUUUUGAGUUCAUAUUUCUGUGCGUUAUUUUCAACCACAUCUUCGAAAUAACUGACAUUCUUUAUAAGUUCUUGCUCAUCAACGUCAUGGAUGCUAAAGUAUCCCACGAGAAGGUUAAAGAGACGUGCGUCACCCUGUACAAGCAGCGAAACGAAUCAUUCUUCAACUAUUUACACAGCACUUCAUCACGCAUUCUGACACAGAUCUCGUCGUCUGAAUCCAACAUCAACCGGGGCCUUCGCAAAAACUUCAAGCCUCUUUACUACGAGAUUCUGGACAACACCAUCAUGGAAUUACACACUCGUUUUGAGAACAUCGAACAGUACGAGUUCCUGUCCUUAGGAAAUUCUACCAAUUUCGAACAGUUAUCAGCUCCUAAGGCCAAUGUCAAAAGUCUCGGUAGCGCUGGAGAUAACUUACUCAGCCACUUUCCAACCUUAUUCCCCAGUAAGGCUCAACUAUUUGCGCAAUGGUGGAGUAUCAUUGUGAAUAAACGAUACUGGAAGAUGCCGCUUUGGAGAAUUGUCCAGUACAUGGAAAAGGACACUGCGAAUUUCGGCGAAGUGUACAAACUGUUCUGUCUUAUUCUCCUGUUAACGACGCAUCCGAACAAGGAAUCGCCCAUGCCGUGCCUGCACAAAAUCAAAGGUUAUUUGGAUGCAAACGUUGCUGUUGAGAUGAAACCAGCGAUGGCUAAGAUUCUGUUGAAUCAGGAGAUUCUCACCGUUUUGAAUUGUUGGUAUUCUUUUAAAGACGAUGUCAUGAACAAGCUUUCUGUGAAGUGUGAUACUUUAAAGCUGUCCCACAUGGUCAAGGGCUUACCCAAGGAUUCUAAAUCUAGUGAUUCUCCAGAUUCACCGACUCAUAUUUUACCAACAAUAAACCAGAACUUAUUGGCAAUAUCCCAGGAACCCAGAAUGAUUGUAGUUGAUCCAGAAUCCGACAUGGUAGUUGAAAUAGACCCCAGAGCCUUUGUCGUUCCAGACAUGCCAAAAACAACACUCUCCGAACCUGGUCCAUCUACUCGCGUUGAACCAGACUCUUCUAUGGCUGAGGACAUACCUCUAGCCAUGACCUGCGAACAAUUUCCAGUCAUUGAAUCAGUUUCACAAAGUGUGGAUAUCAAAAUCAAGCAGGAGCCUGAUGACCCGUCAGAUAUUCUUUCAGCCAAUGUUGAGAGAGAAUUAGGUAAAUUUUCUCAAGGGCCACCCACAAUUAGCAGUGAAGAUUCAUUGUUUCAGCCACCAGUACUGAUUAAAGAGGAAAUAGUGUCCGAAGAUGAACAGUGAUUGUUUUUAUGUGAACUUACUGCCAUUGUAAAUUUGCCAUGAACUUUUAUUCAUUUAUUAAAAUUACACUAAUUUAAAAUACAAGUUUGCAGGUAGGAUACUCAAAAAAUUUUAUCCAUUGAAAAAAUUUUUCUCAAAUUUACUACCAUUGUUAAUUUGUCAUUAACCUUCGAUUAUUCAUUUACUAAAGUUUCACUGAUUCAAAAUGCAAGGUUGCAGAUGUGAUACGCAAAAAUUUUUUAUUCUGGAAAACACUUUCUUCAAAUUUACUACCAUUGUAAAUUUGUCACAAUCUUUUGAUUAUUCAUUAACUAAGGUUUCACUGAUUCAGAAUGCAAGGUUGCAGAUGGGAUGCGCAAAAUGUUUUAUACACUGAAAAAUUUUCCUCAAAUUUACCAAUGCAAAUUUGUCAUUAACCU
Parasteatoda tepidariorum (common house spider) is the source of this 3434-nucleotide messenger RNA. RefSeq lists its product as uncharacterized. The record is from RefSeq and is a predicted model, not a curated record. NCBI's taxonomy places the organism in Eukaryota, Metazoa, Arthropoda, Arachnida, Araneae, Theridiidae.